AUGUCGCAUCUUCCCAUCUCGCUGACACUUGUCCCCUUUUUCCAGGUCCGUCCUCGUCCGCGCCCUCUCGAGAGACGCCGCGCGAUCGCAUCGCGUCUCGCGGCCUCCCCGCGAGAUGAAAGUCAUCUUCCUCGACGUCGACGGCGUCCUCGCGACGCGCCGGUGCGUCCCUCGCCUCGAUCCCGUCGCGUCGUCCCGAGGCUUCGACGUCGAGAUGAGAUCUUCCCUAUUUCGCCACUUCGUUUCCGUCCAUCGAACGCGCCGCUUCGUCUCGCUCGCUUCUCCCCGACGCGUCGAGGACGGCCCGUCCUGACGUCGCCAUCGUCCCUCCGUCGUCCGCGCCGCAGAUCCAACGCGUGCGAGCCGCGCUUGCUGGAUAACCUCCGCGCGCUGGUCGAGCGCGCGGACGCGCGCGUCGUCCUCGCGUCCGACGCGCGGCGAGAUCGCGAGAGCUACGAGACCGUCGCGUCGCAGCUGAGCGCGCGAGGCGUGCGGUUUUCCUCGUUCGCGUCGAAGUCUUUUCCGGCGAACGACGCGUCCGCGGAGGCCUCCUCGCGUCGCUGGCGCGCGGUCCAGAUCCUCUCGUGGGUCCAAGACCACAACGACUGGAUCGCGAACGGCGGAUUCGACGUAACGGAAGCGGUCGAGGCGUUCGUGGCGAUCGACGCGGACGCGCUCGUGACGCGCGCGGGCGGCGCCGGGCUCGUCGGGAAAUUCGUCAUGACGCACGCGCGCGAAGGGUUGACGGUGGCCGCGAUGGAGGCCGCGUUAGCGUGCUUGAACGCGACGCAGGUCAUCCCGAGGACGCUCGUCGAUCCGAGCGUUCGAGCGGCCGCGGAGAGAGAAGGAGGGGGAGGCGUCGGGCGCGGUGGGGGGUGGACGAGCGACGACGAGGAGGAGGACGACGACGAGGAGGACGACGGCGGCGCGGCGGUGAAAGAUUUCGACGGGGACGCCGGCGAAGAAGUCGUGUACGGCUCGCGUCUGCACACGCCCCCGGUCGUCGCGAAGUGGAGAGGCAAAGCGAUGACGAUCGCGAUCCCGCGGAGCAGCGGCCUCGCGAGCGGCGUCGUAUCGCCGGUGACCCCUCGAGGGCUGCGCGCCGCGUUGGGGUUGUCGCCGUCGCCGUCGCCGUCGCCGUCCUCGCCGUCGUCGCCGUCGUCGUCGCCGUCGCUGUCGCUGUCGUCGCCAUCGCCAUCGCCGUCGCCGUCACCGUCGCGCCGCCCGGGCCGCGCUUCGUCGCCGCCGUCGUCAUCCUCCUCCGCGUCGUCGUCGUCCGUCUGCGCGAUGGACGAGGACGACGCGCCGCUCUCCGCGCGCGGAUCUCGCGCGGCCAUCUCCCCGCGCGUCACCGGGCGACGCAGCGGCGGCGUCGGCGCCCCGCCCCCUCCGGAGCGGCGCGCGAGUAAAGGCCCGUCGCGGCUGUCUCACGCGGCGGCGAAGCACCCGCACCCGCGCCCGCACCCACACCCGGCGUCCGUCGCCGCCGUCGCGGUCGCCGCCGCGAGCGAGCUGGAUUUCGGGAGCGCGUGGCCGAUCGCCGCGCGCGGCCGCGCCGCCGUCGUCGACGCCGUCGUGACCGUGCGCGGGUUCGGGGACGGCGACGGGGCGGCGAGGCAUAACAUGCGAUACGGGGAGGCACUCGGAGGGUGCGAGAGCGCGCGGGUGGGCGGGGAGGAUUACGGACGACCGCCGCCGACGCGCGCGGGUUCGCGGUACGGUCCGCUGUGA
Molecule: messenger RNA, 1731 nt
Organism: Micromonas pusilla CCMP1545
Lineage: Eukaryota; Viridiplantae; Chlorophyta; Mamiellophyceae; Mamiellales; Mamiellaceae
Exons: 1
Coding region: 1-1731 (576 amino acids)
Source: RefSeq, a predicted model, not a curated record